Molecule: messenger RNA, 1763 nt
Organism: Phragmites australis (common reed)
Lineage: Eukaryota; Viridiplantae; Streptophyta; Magnoliopsida; Poales; Poaceae
Product: protein COP1 SUPPRESSOR 2-like
Exons: 6
Coding region: 199-1008 (269 amino acids)
Biological process (GO): mRNA splicing, via spliceosome
Cellular component (GO): spliceosomal complex
Source: RefSeq, a predicted model, not a curated record
ACCUCAUCUCUGCAACCGAACCGGGCUCACCUCGCCGCCAGAGUCCUGCUGCCUGCCCUGCCUGAACCUAAAGCAGUCGGUUCAGAUUCAAACCCUCCAAUCCCAAAAUCCUCCAGACCUCGCCGUCGGCCACACCUCCGGCGAGACCCCCACCCUCCUAUCCCGCCUCAACGAGCCCGAUACCAGCACCCUCCAACCAUGCCGAGAAACUUCCGCAAGCGGAGCAUCGAGCCGGACGCCGCCGACCACUCCGACGACGAGGAUAUCCGCCGCGUCGCCCUGGAGGAGAUCAAGUACAUGCAGAAGCUCCGCGAGAGGAAGCUGGGCAUCCCAGCUGACUCCGUCUCCGCCUUCACUAACGGGUCCACCACGCGCGGCCGUGGGAGCGGCUGGGCAGCGGCCGCCGGCGAGGCCGGGAAGGAGGACCUCGUCCUCCAGGACACCUUCGCGCAGGAGACCGCCGUCACCAUCGAGGACCCCAACAUGUUGAGGUAUGUGGAGACCGAGCUGGCCAAGAAGAGGGGCAAGAUGGCUGAUGUGGGCGACAAGGAGGAGGAGGACCAUGUCGAUGAGCUCUACAGUAUGCCAGACCAUCUCAAGGUGAAGAAGAAAAACUUAGAGGAGAGCUCAACACAGUGGACCACUGGCAUUGCUGAAGUCCAGCUGCCCAUUGAGUACAAGUUAAGAAACAUUGAAGAAACUGAGGCAGCAAAAAAGAUGCUGCAAGAGAAAAGGCUCGUGGGCAAACCAAAAUCGGUUGCAAACAUUCCAUCAAGUUACAGUGCUGAUUAUUUCCAUCGUGGUAGAGAGCAUGAUGAGAAAUUGCGAAGAGAGCAUCAUGGAUUGUACAAAGAUAAAGAUUCCCGGCCAAUUGAAACCGCAGGAGGCAAAGAAACAAAUACUAAAAAUUCAGAUGGUGCAGCUGCAGGACGGAGAGAAGCUGCUAGUGAUGAGCUCAUGCUCGAGCGUUUCCGCAAGCGAGAAAAAUUCCGUGUCAUGCGAAGAUAGCAAGAGCCAACGGAAUAGGCUGCUUGCUGGUGCUGCUGCCUUUUAAGCUCAAAUAUGUCAGUGUGAAUACAUCCUCUGUCCUUUCUAGUGAAAAAUUGACAGUAAAGGGCAUCCUUGAUUGUUGACCCUGCUUUUGCAGCUGCUGACAGCAAGGAGCAGAGUAAAGCCUUAUUAUAGAGGCGAUUUGGAGUAAUAUAUUUGAGGGGAGGGACAUCGGAAAUUCCCAUGUCAACUUGGAGGCUUGAUAUCUCAGGGGCCUUGCAGUGGGUUUGGACAUGAGAGCUCCUAACUUGCCAGGAUCGUGUCAAGCUCCAUGCUCAUAUCUGCACAGGCCAAAGUUGUGCUCUUUUUGACCAAUAUAAAUGAGCCGCAACAUCUUGGGCAAAGGCCAAAGGGUAGCACGAUUUCAUUUUUUGGAGUGCAUGGCAAAGCCAAUAAUUUCAUCUUUCUAGCCUGGAAUAUUCUGUUUCUCAGAGUUGUUCACAGUUUGUGCUGCAGUAGCAUCAGAUAUCAGUAAACCUGGAUUUCUACGGACGAGUAAUUUGUGAGUUACUUCUGCUGCCGUAUGUCUGCUUACUUUGUUUUUUCCUAGUGCAAAGAUAAAAUAUUAAGCCCUUUAAACGGAGGAUUUUCAUAUGUAACUUGGAGGAUUUGCACUACUUUUGCGAUCCAAAUAUGCUCUGACAUUACUGGUUUUACCAGUAAGUAUCGGCAAUACUGUAGCUGCCGAUGGAGACAUGGUAUCUUAAGCUAUC